UCUCUCUUCUCCUCUGGAACACUCAGACGCCCAACCUGCUCUGAGAGGAGCCCGCUCCCAGAACCUGACCUCCUGCCACAAGACUACGCAGACGACCUGCCAGCCUGCUCAGCCAUCAUCAGAGGAGACCUGAAGGGCAUUGACAAGGAGCAGCUCAGAAGACUUCUAAAACAAAAGAAUAAUCCCAAGCUUCUAUCUGAGGCGUUCUACCAUGACGUGAUCCGAAACUGUAAAACUUACGUUACAGACAGAGGGUUCGUCAUGAUGCCCCUUAGUGUGGAGGAGAGAGACUUCCCCAUCGCCUACUCCAUGGUGGUCCAUGAGAAGAUUGAGAUGUUUGAGCGACUCCUGCGUGCCGUGUACACACCUCAGAAUGUAUACUGCGUGCAUGUGGACCAGAAAUCCUCUGAGGAAUUCAGGACUGCAGUAAAGGCUAUUGUGUCUUGUUUUACCAAUGUGUUUGUGGCAAGUAAGACAGAGAGUGUAGUUUACGCAUCGUGGUCUCGAGUGCAGGCAGAUCUAAACUGUAUGAGGGACCUGUUGAAGUCACCUGUCCAUUGGAGGUACCUGCUCAAUACCUGUGGAACAGAUUUCCCCAUUAAAACCAACGCAGAGAUGGUUCAGUCACUCAAACUGCUCAACGGGAGGAACAGCAUGGAGUCUGAGACCACCAUCGACUAAAAGAAACGCUGGUGGCAGUAUCAGCACAACAUCACCAACAACAUAGUGGUCAGGACGGGCGUUACGAAGAGCCCUCCUCCAAUCAGCAACCACAUGUUCUCCGGAAAUGCCUAUUUCGUGGUCUCCAGGGACUUUGUCCAUCACUUGUUUGACAGCCAGGAGGUUCGGGCCCUGCUGGAGUGGGAGAGGGACACCUACAGUCCUGAUGAGCACCUGUGGGCUACUCUGCAGUGCAUGCCCUCAGUGCCAGGGUCUAACCCUCCCCACAUUAAGUACCAUGAAUCAGACAUGAACGCCAUCGCUCGCAUGGUGAAGUGGAGUUACCUGGAAGGAGAUGUGAGGAAAGGAGCCCCAUAUCCACCCUGCUCCGGUGCCUCCAGGAGAGCUAUGUGUGUCUACGGGGCUGGAGAUCUCCGGUGGCUCCUACAACACCACCACCUCAUCGCUAACAAGUUUGACCCAGAGGUGGAUGAUGUAGCCAUUCGAUGUCUGGAAUCAUACCUUCGUUUCAAAGCAACAUAUGGUUAAUCUGGGAGUAUCUGUAAAAAGCUAUGAAAUGAAAAAGGGUUGCAAAUACCGUAAUGUAUAUUUAUUUAAAUUGUGUUUUUGUAUGAUUUUUAUACGUGGUUGUUUUACCUAUUGAAUUUAAAGCACUGAUUAGAAGUGGCUCUGGAUAAGAGCGUCUGCUAAAUUUUACCAAAAACGUAAUGUCCUACUUAGAAUACACUGUCUUUACAACAGUUAUAUCAUUAAACAGUAUACAGGACUUCAAUGGAGGUUGUAAAAUAAAACAAAUAAUUGGACUGUUCAAAUAAAGAAAUAAUGACACUCAA
Molecule: messenger RNA, 1514 nt
Organism: Coregonus clupeaformis (lake whitefish)
Lineage: Eukaryota; Metazoa; Chordata; Actinopteri; Salmoniformes; Salmonidae
Product: beta-1,3-galactosyl-O-glycosyl-glycoprotein beta-1,6-N-acetylglucosaminyltransferase 3-like
Cellular component (GO): membrane
Molecular function (GO): acetylglucosaminyltransferase activity
Source: RefSeq, a predicted model, not a curated record